Molecule: messenger RNA, 928 nt
Organism: Raphanus sativus (radish)
Lineage: Eukaryota; Viridiplantae; Streptophyta; Magnoliopsida; Brassicales; Brassicaceae
Exons: 1
Coding region: 44-877 (277 amino acids)
Source: RefSeq, a predicted model, not a curated record
CACAACUAUUAAUCUCUCAGUUCCUCUUUCUCACAGCUGAAAAAUGACAGGAGUUCCCUCGUACAUGAUCCAGAACCCUAAAUUCGAACCUUACAAGCCCCAAAAAAGAUAUUAUUAUUCUUCUUCGUUGCUCUCCAUCCUCUUAUCCAUCUUCACUUACGUUUUGAUCUUUUACGUUUUCGAAGUAUCUCCUUCGUCAAUCUUCAAAGACACAAAGGUUUUGUUCUUCAUCUCCAACACUCUCAUCCUCAUCAUCGCUGCAGAUUAUGGCGCUUUCACUGGUAAGGAGAGGCCGGACUUCUACGGUGAAUAUACCGUGGCUGCUGCAGCGAUGAGAGGCCGUGCAGAUCAUAACUAUUCUCCAGUUCCUGACUUCACAUAUAGAGAAAACUCUAAACAGGAAAACUCUGGCCAUGCUAAAAUCAAAAUCACUAAAGAUGUCGUGGAAUACAAGCAAGAAGAGCCGAUGUUAAAAGGGAUAGUCAGUGUUUCUUCACCUCCUGAGAAAAUAAUACGGGAGGUGAGUGAGGAGAAGCCGAGAGACGAUGUGGCUAUCAAGAAAGACAAACCAGUUUGUGAGCAAACAGUUGCUAAUAAAGAAUCUUGCAAGACAAGAAACCAUGUGUACCGUAGAUCUUACGAACGAACUAAAUCAGAUAAACCGCAACGGGUGAAGACAGCCAAACGUAGAAGCUAUCGUCGAAGCGAAUCGGAUAGCUCGAAAUGGAUGGUUGUUCCGGAGAAAUGGGAGAACGUUGAAGACGAAUCUGAAGAGUUCUCAAAGAUGUCGAACGAGGAGUUGAACAAGAGAGUCGAAGAGUUCAUACAAAGGUUCAAUAAACAGAUCAGAUUACAGUCACGGGUUUCUUCUACAUGAUCUGAAUUGCUCAUAGUAUAUAAAGUUAGUAAAGAAUUCUUAUUUUCUUUU